GAGACAAAAGAUUCCCACCUUGUGCCAAAGGUAUAUAAGAGGGUGCAACAGAACAAAGGAAACUGCAGUCAUGAGAAAUCCCCUAGCUACCACCUGAGCUGGAACAAGGACUGUACCAGGGGAAAGGAUUGGGCCCAGACUAGAAAGGAGUCUAGUCUCUGAAAGAAACUUAUUGGAACAUCUCUGAGGGUGCUUCCCAGAUCCCAGCCUGCCCCCGGGCCUCACCCCCCACCCCACGAUGCUGUGUCUCCGAAUCGCCAGCCCCAGCCUGGCCCUGUGCAGUCUCCUGCUGCUACUGGCGGCUCUGGGCUCCAACCACUGGCUGCUGACGAAGGAAAACUAAGUCUUCAUCCAUUCGGGGCUGUGGAAGUUCUGUAUGAAUCUGAGGUGUCUGAUACCUUUGACUGUACCAGAUCUCAUGAGGGCCAGCAGGGCUUGCCUGAUCCUGGCUGUGAUCACUGGGUUUCUCUCCUGCUUGGCUCUCCUCGCCUUGUUCUUCCGCUCCCACCUCGGCUCUGUGUCCCUGACCCUGGUCUCCGCCGUGGGCAGCUUCAGCGCCGGUCUCUGUGCCACCGUCGCUAUGGCCAUGUUCACAUCCCAAAGCACGAAGGCCAUGAUGAGUGCCCCAGCUCGAGUCCACUUCGGGUGGUCCUACGUCCUCGGCUGGGCCACCUGCCCAUUCUCCCUCCUAGCCAGUGUGGCGACACUUUUUUCACAAGGAUCCUCGUGGAGCUGAGUGUGGGGCCUGCGCUGCCCCCUGGGGACAGAGCUGGGAGCCGGACGGAGCAUGUAGCCUGGCCGGGCCGAUUCCCCCAGCCGCCCUGUGUGUGUGUGUGUGUGUGUGUGUGUGUGUGUGUGUCCCUGCGGGCUCCCACAGAUCCGUGAUCCGCCCCCAACAGAGUCCCCCCUUUCUGUUCCCUUCCUUUCCCAGACCCACUUGUUCCAUGGAGAUUAAAGGGCCAGUUCUCAGA
Malaclemys terrapin pileata is the source of this 971-nucleotide messenger RNA. Its product is annotated as protein NKG7-like. The record is from RefSeq and is a predicted model, not a curated record. Gene Ontology annotation, cellular component: plasma membrane. The coding region runs from base 377 to 736 and encodes 119 amino acids. Lineage: Eukaryota; Metazoa; Chordata; Testudines; Emydidae. The transcript has 5 exons.